Trichobilharzia szidati is the source of this 390-nucleotide messenger RNA. The record is from the annotation of a GenBank genome assembly. NCBI's taxonomy places the organism in Eukaryota, Metazoa, Platyhelminthes, Trematoda, Strigeidida, Schistosomatidae.
AUGUCAGACGAUAUCAGACAAGAAUUAUUUCAUUGCAGAUUGUGCAAUUUUAAAAUCAGAUAUGAUUAUAAAGGCGACAGUCCACCAUUCUUUAAGAAGGAUGUUAAACUUUUAGAAAAUGCCUAUUGCAUCCGUGAUCCAUUUGCUGAUGAUAAUUUAGGCGGGAUAAUACUCGGUGGAGAUUGUAGCCUAUGCGGUAAAUGUGUUUGUGUUUCUCAGAAUUGUUCCUCUUACUAUCUUAAACGAUAUUGUCGUGAUUGUAGCAAAGAUAUGAAUGAUUCGGCUUCAUAAUAUCAUUUUAUUUGUGCAUAUAUUUAUAUAUGUUGUAUAAUAAACACGUCUAAGUUUUGUACAUUAUCGUAUUUGUUAAAUAGAGCUUAUUUUCUAUUA